GUUCAGUUUAUGUCAGACUACUUUGCAGGUCCCUGUGUUAACAGAAUCUAAUUAUUAUGGCAGAAUCAUGAUUUCGUUCAGUGUUGAGUCUGUAAAAAUGCAGUAUGACAAAUCUCAUGAAAAUAUAUAAUAUUUCAUUCAAUAAUCCUGUUAGUACGUGUAAAAUCUCUUAAAGAGUUUAAAUCUCUAAGAGAUAUAAUGAGUCUUACAGAGUCAUUAACUCUCUUAAUGAGUAGGUUUAAGCAAUACAUUUGUAAUAACUUACUGUACCGUCACAUGUGCACGUUACAAAUUUGUAUUGGUGUACACCACACUUGUCCCUCUGUGGAGGCAGAUAUAAAGCCACUCAGUGUCACACACCCUUAUAUUCAAACAAGCCUCAUUUAGGACAAGGCAACCCUGAACUAUGCAGAGCCAAAUAGUCACCGUUGCGGCAUUGCUGUUUUGCUGUGGACUGAUAUAUGUGGUCAUUUGGAACAGGAUGCCUAGUUCCUAUGUAGUCCAUCUUCCGACAAGGAAACCGGAAUUAUUUUGGGGAGCGCUUAUAACCCCUCCUGUGACACCGUUGCUGAAUUUGUCUUCUGGAAAAACAACGGCAGGAGCGUCGGUGAAUCGUGCGACUUUAAGGACGUCGGAGCUUAAACAUCGGAUCAACAUAACUCCAAUUCCCAUCCUCUAUAAGAAAAAGUUCACAAAGUUCCCCAAGUGGGACUUCGGUGACGUUUAUAUGCAGAGCAGUGAAGCACGACGGCCGGUCUGUUCAAAGUCUCUCCAGAACUCCAAAGAUAAAGCGUUUCAGGAGGCUGCGAUGUGGAAGAUCCAGCUUUGGCUUCACAACGGCCACCUCAAUGUGAGCGAGUGGAACCGUCUAACGCACUUCAACAACCCGUAUGGGUUUAUGGAAUAUAAUUAUACCGACAUCAAAAGGUCAGUCGAUCUGAUCCCGAAGCCUAAAUACUAUCAGCUUUUACCAGUGCCCAGUGGGUCAACCGAUGGAUGCAUUCGCUGCGCUGUAGUUGGCACCGGUGGCAUUCUCAACGGCUCCAAAAUGGGCACCGAGAUCGACUCUCACGAUUACGUGUUUCGAAUGAACGGAGCGGUCACCAAAGGCUUCGAGGAAGAUGUUGGAAAUAAAACCUCGGUGUACGUGCACACGUCGUUCUCCUUAACUCAGUCCAUUAUAGGACUGGGAGAGUCCUUCAAACGCAUUCCACAUGAUGAGGGAAUUAUAUACGUAAUGAUUCCGGAGGGUCUCAGAGAUUUCGAGUGGCUUGAAGGCCUCCUGGGGAAAAAGAGGAUGACGUACGGAUCCUACAAAGGUUACAGGCCGUUCACCUUCUACAGCGACCGGUUCCGAGAGGAUAAAUUUUAUGUCCUUCACCCUGACUUUCUAAGAUACAUUCGGAACAGAUUCCUGCCAUCUAAAACUCUGGAGACGUCACACUGGGCAAUAUACCGACCGACCAAUGGAGCGUUCACGUUGUUCUUAGCUCUUCACACCUGCGAUAUCGUAAAUGCGUAUGGAUUCAUCACUGCAGACCACAGCAAAUACCCCAACUAUUACAUUCACAGAAACACAAAAACCAGAGUCAUUUUUUACAUCAAUCAUGACUAUAAUGUGGAGAUUAAAACCUGGAAGAAGCUGCAUGACGCUGGAAUCAUCAACCUUUACCAAAGACAGGAAAAACCAAACCCGACUGUGACUUAAUGAACACUUUUAUUUCUGUAUUACUGUAUAUACAUGCACUUAGGUAAAUACAGCUAGGGCAGAGACGUCCAGUGUAUUUAAAAAAAAAUAUAUAUUUUUUUUAAUCAUUUGUUGUUUUUAUUUGAUAAUAUAAUAUAAUAUGGCUUUGUUACUUACAGAAUUAGUGGGUCGUUCAAGUUUUGUUCCACAAUGUGGAAAAGUUGUGCUUGAGCUGUUUUUUCCCCUCUUUGAUUUCAACCUAAUUAAAAUAUGUUUCCUGGGGAAAAAAAAAAAAAAAAGAUCAUCAUAUAUCCAAAACAGUCUGGGCAUUUUUAGUUACUGUCUGAUCUUUUCUUGUUCUAUAUAUAUCCAAGUAUUGCAUAGUAAAAAUGACCGUAUAAAUAUAACUAUUGAAAUAAACUCUGUUUCUACUUUGAAAACAAUAUGAAUAUUUCUGCAUUUUCCGCAAAUUAGUCUAUAACCCAGUAAUUAUGGCUUUCUGCCAG
Messenger RNA from Ictalurus punctatus (channel catfish), 2193 nucleotides. Its product is annotated as alpha-N-acetylgalactosaminide alpha-2,6-sialyltransferase 1. Gene Ontology annotation, molecular function: sialyltransferase activity. The transcript has 9 exons. NCBI's taxonomy places the organism in Eukaryota, Metazoa, Chordata, Actinopteri, Siluriformes, Ictaluridae. Bases 407 to 1708 code for a protein of 433 amino acids. The record is from RefSeq and is a predicted model, not a curated record.